This is a messenger RNA of Dinoponera quadriceps, 426 nucleotides long. RefSeq names its product cuticle protein 19-like. The record is from RefSeq and is a predicted model, not a curated record. NCBI's taxonomy places the organism in Eukaryota, Metazoa, Arthropoda, Insecta, Hymenoptera, Formicidae. The transcript is spliced from 2 exons. Gene Ontology annotation, cellular component: extracellular matrix. Bases 1 to 426 code for a protein of 141 amino acids.
AUGACAAGCAUUUGUCGGCAGCUCGUCCCACUAUUGGCCGUAUUGGUCCUCGUAGAGAUCCAAAGUGGAUUGGCAGGACACGCUCACAGCUUUGCGCAUUUUCACGGACCGGUCGAAGGACACGGACGCGAAAUAGUUGUUCACGAUAAGCACGGCCAUCAGCACGUGGACUACCUUGCGCAUCCUAAGUACGAAUUCGCAUACGGGGUCGAGGAUCAUCACACUGGAGAUUACCACGGACAGAAAGAACACAGAGACGGAGAAAAAGUUGUCGGCGAAUACACCGUCAAAGAGCCGGGCGGUAAUGUCAGAAUCGUGAAUUACCACGCCGAUCCGCACGGAGGAUUUUUUGCUCACGUCCGCAACUCCGAUGGCAAUAAUCAUCACGAUGGCACAUACGACGGUCGCGAGCAUGAACGCUACUGA